AUGUCCUUUGGACUGACUAAUGCUCCUGCUGUAUUCAUGGAUUAUAUGAAACGCAUUUUUCGUCCGUAUCUAGAUCAGUUUGUGGUAGUCUUUAUAGAUGAUAUCCUCAUCUAUUCUAAGACAGAAGAAGAACAUGGAGAGUAUUUGAGGAUUGUGUUGCAAAUAUUAAGAGCACGGAAGCUAUAUGCGAAAUUGUCGAAAUGUGAGUUUUGGGCGACAGAAGUGGCAUUCUUGGGACAUGUGAUCACACGAGAUGGUAUAACUGUAGAUCUUUUAAAGAUCGUGGCCGUAGUACAAUGGAAGCAACCCAAGACAGUUACAGAAGUUCGUAGUUUAUUGGGGUUAGCAGGAUACUAUCGGCGGUUUAUCAAGGGUUUUUCACAGAUAGCUUUACCUUUGACUCGCCUUACUAGGAAGGAAGUUUCAUUUGAGUGGACAGAGAAGUGUGAAGAAAGCUUUGAAACUUUAAAGGAAAAGUUGACGACGGCGCCAAUUUUGGUGUUACCAGACCCACAGGAACUUUUUGAGGUGUAUUGUGAUGCUUCUUUUAAGGGACUUGGAUGUGUAUUGAUGUAG
Messenger RNA from Arachis stenosperma, 576 nucleotides. RefSeq lists its product as uncharacterized. NCBI's taxonomy places the organism in Eukaryota, Viridiplantae, Streptophyta, Magnoliopsida, Fabales, Fabaceae. The coding region runs from base 1 to 576 and encodes 191 amino acids. The record is from RefSeq and is a predicted model, not a curated record. The transcript has a single exon.